Molecule: messenger RNA, 945 nt
Organism: Rhineura floridana
Lineage: Eukaryota; Metazoa; Chordata; Lepidosauria; Squamata; Rhineuridae
Product: olfactory receptor 4Q2-like
Exons: 1
Coding region: 1-945 (314 amino acids)
Biological process (GO): G protein-coupled receptor signaling pathway
Cellular component (GO): membrane
Molecular function (GO): olfactory receptor activity; G protein-coupled receptor activity
Source: RefSeq, a predicted model, not a curated record
AUGAAGAACCUGGAAGGAAACCACACAAGAGUCAAUGAAUUUCUCUUGGCUGCCCUCUCCCCAACAUGGCAGUCCCAAGCUGUCCUCUUUGUGGUCUUCCUCCUGGUCUACGCAGCCACCUUAGUAGGAAACACCCUCAUCAUGAUGACGGUGGCCUCUGACCCUCGACUGCAAACGCCCAUGUAUUUCCUGUUGGGGAACCUCUCCUUCCUGGACCUCUGCUACUCUACCGUCACGGCCCCAAAAAUGUUGAUGGACUUCUUGGCUGAAAAGAGGAGCAUCUCCUUUGAGGCCUGCAUGGCCCAGCUCUUUUUCCUCCAUUUUGUGGGUGCUGCAGAGAUGUUCCUCCUCACAGUCAUGGCCUAUGACAGGUAUGUAGCCAUUUGCAAGCCUCUGCACUACCCCAGUAUCAUGAACAGACAGCUCUGUAGCUGGCUGGUAGGAGCUUCCUGGACCGGAGGCUUCAUCCACUCCACAGUCCAAACUAUCCUCACCAUGAGGCUGCCAUUCUGUGGGCCCAACCAGGUGGACAACUUCUUCUGUGAUGUCCCACCAGUCAUCAAGCUGGCCUGCACGGACACCUAUGUCAUCGAGCUCCUCAUGGUCUCCAACAGCGGCCUCAUCUCAACCAGCUGCUUUGUCAUCUUGGUGACCUCCUAUGCCACCAUCCUGGUGAGGAUCCGCUCCCCCGAGGGUCGGCGCAAAGCCCUCAAUAUCUGUGCCUCUCACUUAACUGUGGUGACAUUGUUCUUUGGCCCCUGCAUCUUUAUCUACGCCCGGCCUUUCUCCACUUUCUCAGUAGACAAGCUGGUCUCUGUCCUGUACAACAUCAUCACCCCCAUGCUGAAUCCUUUGAUCUAUACUCUGAGAAACAAAGAUGUGAAAUCAGCCAUGAGGAAGCUGAGAAGCAAGGAAGCAAUUUCAGAUGGGAAGGUAGCCAUGUGA